GCAACUUUCCGUUCGGAAAAUACUUCGUCGACCAUGGACAAAAUCGACCGCAUUGUCAAAAUCGCCGUAGUCACAUUCUGGUCGCAUUCCUGGUCGCGCCCGUGAUCGCAUCCAUGAAGCAUAUUCAUUUAUUACAGUACYGGUGYAUUUGAACUGAACAAUAAGUUCCACGAAAUACAGGCGCGGCACGAGUUCUUUUAAUUACAAUAUUUUGAAUUUUUCUUUGUCUCUCAAAUCGCGGUGUCAAGCUACGACUUCAAAUCACUCGCCCUUGCCAGUCGACCGAACGUACACAGCGAAYACUAGAUGAUCGUAUCUUCUCUUUCUGAAGAACUUCUUUCAGUCGUCUCAAAUUAYGUUUUGAAGAUUAUUGAACAACAAAGCAGAAACUCAAAAUGAGAGCUUUCAUGUCUAAGACGAAGAGUUGCAAUGAAAUGCAACGAAAUCCACCRCCGAAGAGGUUUUUCUCGUCCUCGCGGAGGGUGGCAGAAGCGAAUCCUGAAGUAAAAAGUAAAGGUAUCAGCAGGAAGAAAAUCUGGAAUUCAUCAAACGCAAAGCAAAAAGGUGAAAGUCCCGCAACCAUAGAGAAGUUGCUAAAACAACUUAGUGAACAGAACCGAAUGGCGGAGGAACGAACCCGGAAGGCGGAAGCAAGGGCUGAAAAGGCAGAAGCGAGGGCUGAAAAAGCGGAGGAACGUGCACUGAAAGCGGAACAACGUGCGAAGCGUGUCGAAGCAAAACUGGAAAAUAUAUUGGACAACGUGUCGAGUAUCAACARCAGGAGUAUAUUUUGUUGAAGGGAAAAAGUGGAAGAAGAAUACUUAACAGCAGUAUGUUUUGUUCAAGGAUAAGCCAGGGCUGAGAAAGARGGAAAAUGGGCAUUGAAAUCCAAGCAACGAGCCGGGCGCGUCGAAGCAAAAUUGUAAGGAAUCAUGGAUAAAGAAACGAUCAUCARCAGCAGCAAUUCUUUCUGUUGAAGCAUAAGUACUAGAAUCUGUGGCUGCAUUGUGGUCGGAUUUGAUUUAUUUGGAACUACCCCCAUUGUAUAAAAAUAUCAAUGGACAUUCCAACUAUAAUAUCUUUGUASGUAAAUGUCAUGUGAAGAGGAGAUACCUACGGAAAAGAAUUGGAGAAAAGUCAGCAGUAUAGUACUAAGAAGAGUGAUGUAUCUCUCGAUUCAAUUUCGAGAAUCUGCGUUUGUGUUGAGGUGAAAUUCUGGUGAGCGAUCUAAUCGARUGAAUUUUAUUCAGUGCUUGAGUAAUUUUGGUUUAAUACUUGGCACAUAACUUUGAAGAAGCAGAUUUCAAAUAUCACACCACCGUACGGGAAUUGAAUCAUUGUUAGCRACAUUUUGGUGAUGCACUACGAAUCACUUACUACUCCACAUUACCAACUGUAGACAAAACAGUAGGGGUUUUUAAAUGCAUUUGCGUAGUAGCAUCGAAGAAGAACAAAUAAUAUCUCAACCCUCACUAACUGAUUUGUAUCGAAUGUGAUGCGUUASUCGUGCCGGACACCACCAUAUUUUCAUCCGUCACAUCCUCGAUCUCGAAAUAGGCAACAAAGAAUCGACUUGAAAAGAGAAACCUUUUGUCAACCGACAUGAUAUAUUUCGGAAAAAAAAGAAACAAGUAUUGCAUUGGGUCAAUGUAUGCAGAACUCUAGGUCGUCUUUCAUUGYCGACGUGUAACUCCAAGAAUAGAUCAACGAAGACGCAAUCUCUAGUGCUUGCUGUAUUGUUAUUAAUCGAAACUGGCACAGUUACGUGUACUCUAACUGAAAUAAAAUUCGGAGUAGUUUUCCAGACUCGAUCUAGCAAGAAGUUAUUUMAAUAGUGACCGUCUAUUAAAUAAACAAUAUAUGGUAGAGUGAAACUCUAUUUACCCGGAACAACAUAUUGCUUUCCCGUUUAAUAAUCACCGUCGCCAUCAUCUCCGAAAAGACCGCCUCCUGAUGGAGGAGCUUCGGCUUCUUCUUCUUCGACUUCUUCCUCCUCCUCUUCUUCGGCGGCUUCACCACCGGCACCGCCAGCACCACCGCCGCCGCCUGUAUGAAAAAGAGAYAAAAUGAACACAAAUCAAAUAAGAAUCAAUCGCUUCGUUUGGGGUAUAGAAUUGUUUGUAUCGCAAAAGAAAGAGUAACGCGGUCAACUUACCGCCGCCGCCGCCGCCUGGAGCAGCGAUCAUUUCACCAAUCUUCUUAGGAUCGUUCAAAAAUUGGGCGAAAAUGAUAGGGUAGAAGGCUUCAACGUCCGUGUUUCCAGUAGCCUCGAGCAGAGCACUGAUUUGUUCCGAGGUAACUUCGGCACCGCCGUCGUAGAGGGAAAGGAUGGCGAACGCCGUGGCGUAUUGGUCCUUCUUGUCUUUCGUAAGGGCGUCCAUGAUUGACUAUUUACUUGGUAAUGUAGUGAAUAACGAGCACACAGGCAG
Molecule: messenger RNA, 2429 nt
Organism: Pseudo-nitzschia multistriata
Lineage: Eukaryota; Bacillariophyta; Bacillariophyceae; Bacillariales; Bacillariaceae
Source: the annotation of a GenBank genome assembly